CUAAGCAUAAAUAUCAUCUUUAUUACAAAUUUUCAUAUCCAACAACAUUACAGAAUUAUGGAGAACUCGGGUUGCUAUCUACAUGGAGCCAGUGGUAACACCAAGGAAGAAAAUCUUAUACAAAGUGAGGAUGUUCAACUGUCAAAUUAUGAGGAUUCACAGGCAUCACUCUACUUGAAGAAAGAUGGCUCUGAUAAAGGGGUGUUAUCUCCUAAUGCCAGCUCCUAUGCCUCAUCAUCUCAUAUAUUAGCAAAAUCUCAUGAGAAGAUGGGAUCACCAAGGGAUUCGGCUGAGGGUUUAGCAUAUGGAAAAGCUAAUGGGGAAACAAAGUAUUUAAAUUCACGUGGGGCAUCAUAUGGGUCAGAUUCUGUGAGAGGUGUGGCGGCAUCUCGUGGUUCUGGUUUAUCUCCAAGUUCGUCAGUUGGUUCAUUGUCUUCUGAAAAAUUGUCUUUGAAUCCCAAUGCAAAGGAAUUCAAGCUCAACCCUAAUGCAAAGAGUUUUAUUCCAUCACCUGCUCGGCCUCCCACUCCAGUGUCUGAUAGUUCCUUCUAUUUUCCAACUACUGUAAAUACUGUACCAAAUAUGCUUGGCGUACCCAUGACUAUUGAGGUAAGUCAUUCAGAGCAUUUAUUGAAUAUAUAGAAUUACUUAGUUAUG
Messenger RNA from Cicer arietinum (chickpea), 657 nucleotides. RefSeq lists its product as uncharacterized. The record is from RefSeq and is a predicted model, not a curated record. NCBI's taxonomy places the organism in Eukaryota, Viridiplantae, Streptophyta, Magnoliopsida, Fabales, Fabaceae. Gene Ontology annotation, molecular function: mRNA binding. Gene Ontology annotation, cellular component: cytoplasmic stress granule. Gene Ontology annotation, biological process: cytoplasmic stress granule assembly.